CAGGGCGGAUGCUAGAAAUGGGCAAUGCCCGCACUGCUCCGAGCUGCUCCCAGCCCUAGCUCAGUAACCCUAAAGACUAACUAUAUAAACCCCUGUUAUCUCGAAGCAACUCCACCAGCUGCGCCUCCCUCUCUCUCUCAUAUCUCUGAUCUCCAUUCUCGUUGAUCACUGACCCGACCGAUCACAGAUCACUCCAUUCUCUCUCACUCACCAGUUUCGUUGAGAUCUCUGUCUCAUGGAAGAAUCGCCUGAGAUUCCGAAAUUAUUUGAAUCCAUUCCUCGUAUACCAAAAUUCGAAAGUUUUAUUGAUUUUUUGACGAAUGAACAGAUUGACCUUAUUAUUCGAAAGGCAAGAUUUCGAAGAUUCUUGACUACUAGUGCGUCGUCGACUACUUAUAAUCUUGACCAAUGGUUGUUGCAUCAAAAACGAUCUUGGCAUUGGAAUAUAGUUACUUACUCUGGCAACAAAAUAACGGGAUUUGAUGAAGAUGGAAAACACAUUUUAAGACAAAUAGCUCACAAUCUACGGAGUCUUCACCUUGGAGGCUAUUACUGUGGAUCUCUAUUCAAAAGCAUCUGUAUAAGUCAUGGUUUGAAUAGUCAUGAUUUGAAUGCAACAUUUUCUACCCUUCCUGUUAAGGCGAAAAAUGAUGAUGAUCUGAUGCAAGGUAUUAUGAACGACACACUACAGUUUAGAUCCCUUGUGGCAAAGAUUAUCGAAAUCGAAUCGAGGGAUAAAAAAAAAGGGAGUCUGUCUAUGGGUAUAUUAUUAUUUUUCUCAGAAAUUUUUAAGGAUAGGCUUAAAUCGAAGGAAUUACAAGAGGUGAAAGACUAUAGUUUUUGGCAAAUGUUUCAUCCCGUCUUCUUCGAUUCCAGUAACCGCACUAAUUUUAUGCACUUGAUAGCUCAAUACCGGGAGAUAAAUUGUGAUGCGUUUGAUAAAAACUUAAAUCUGUGUGAGUUUGAUGAAAACUUAAAUCUGUGUAAUGACGCAUAUGAGCUAGCUGGUUGGACUGACAAAGUUUCUAAAAAAAGUUUGGUUUAUGAAUUUUUGACGCGCAAUUCCCAUUUAAAAGGACCUCACUAUAUCAAUAGUAUUCCAACGCUUAUUCGGAACACGCUCGUGCACUUCAAGGAUGGCAAUGAGGGAAUGAAGCAGAAGGGUCAUGAAGAAAUUGAGAACGCUAUUAACAAGGAACUUCCAGAUAUUUGUGCUAAAUUGUUGGAUUGCCUUAUGAGGAAUUUGAAUCAUCCCCUAGUUUCGUUGGAUGCAGGCUGGUUGACCUCUUCGAGAGUAAGCCUAUGGGACUCUAUACACGACCAUAUGAGGUACACGAAAUGAUGAAAGGAGGGUGAAUCGCAUUGGAAGUGCAGAGGCUAUUUUGGAGAUGUAGUCCAGAAAGGUGUUUUUUUUUUUUUCAUGUACAAAUUCUAAAAACGUUAUAGGCUUCAAAAUUAUGCAUGUUCAUUUCCACCGAGCAUGUUGUAAGGGAAAUUAUCUAAAUUCUCACGUGACGCUACUUUUUCAAAAUUAUGCAUGUUCAUUUAUUAGGGAAAGUCUCUGGCGAGAAGAGAAGUGUCCAACAAAACUACCAUUAGCUUAAGACUGAAGAGUUUGAGAGUCUUCUACUCUUCUUUAGAUUUUAGAGUUUUAAUGUAAAAAUAUGGGUGUAAAAAAUUGUUAGUCCUACUUAAUCCUUCCAUACAACAUAGGCUGAGUCUAAGACAUUCCCCACAGUUAUACAAGUCUUUAGAAGCAUUAGAGCUAAUGUCUAAGAGCAUUCAUAACAGUUAUCCUAUAGUUGCUUCUCUUCUCUAAAGUACUUUUAUUGUUCUUAUAAUUACAUCAUCAAAAAAAAAUUACUCUUAUAAUUACAUGAUGACAAACUUUAUUCUUCCUUACUCCAUAGGCUGAGUGCAGGGAUGGAGGGAGUGGGUACUCGUAUAGGCCAUAGGCCCAUAGCCCCCCCUCAAUUCCUAAGCAGAAGAAAGUUACAAGGUAUAAUUUUUUUUUUUAGCCAACUGGUCCUUAGUAAUAAUUUUUUUUAGCUCCUAACCCCUACCUGUAAUAAUUUCUGACUCCGUCUCUACCCCCGAGUAGAAAUAGAAGUAAUAUAUACACCUAUAAUUUGCUCACAAUUACUCACUAAAAGCCCCAAAAGGACAGCUGUUGUGGAACUAGCCCAUGCUCCCAAGCCCACUUCUUAAAUUUCUGAUUUUGUUGGAAGCCCAACAGCUAUUUAAUUCCUUAUCUUUCGUUUGAAAUCUUAUGGACUGAUCACUGAUGUGAUAUAAUGGUAAAAGAAAAAACUUUAUUUAUUUCAUAAUUAUCAUAAACAAGAAAUAAGAAACAUUGUACAAACGGUCCUAUUUCCUACGUUGUCAUCAUGAUUGCUUUGUCUUACUAAAAUGUUCUAAUGUUGGCACGAUUGUGGAUUGGGGGUAGAUUCCUUUUAGAUUUCUGUGAGUCGGUGACACUACCUGCAAUAUUUGAUCUGUUUUUGUCUCAAAGAGAUGGUGCCACUGAUUUCAAACAAAGUAGCCUUUCAGGCAAAAUACUUGCAGAGUCGGCACCCAAUUUUGCUGGCCUUGGAGAACCAAUGCCCCGUAAGUCUCAUAUCGCAAUUGAGGGUUGAGAAACAAGGGACUUGUUUACUUGUUUUUCUGAGACAAGGAGAAAGGUCUAGCUACUAGUACAAUAAGGAGUUUAUAUUCUAAGUCCUAAUUUAUGUUAGAGUCCUUUAUUAAUUAGUCUUUUUAGUCCUUCUUUUACUUUAAUUUCUUAUCUUAUAAAUAAGAGAUUGUUGUUGUAGUUUAUUUUAAAUAAAGAAUUAUUAAGCAAAAGCUUGUUUGUGGUUUGCUUCCAACCCUAAUUGGAUUUAAUUAUGGUCUCUCUUACCCGAAAUGAGUUAUUGUGGUUUCUCCUACCUGAAAUGAGUCAUUAUUAUCAAUAAAUUUUUAUUAUUAGUUGUGGGUUCCAUCAGCCUCUCUCUUUCUCAUGAUUUUCAAGAU
Molecule: messenger RNA, 3012 nt
Organism: Corylus avellana
Lineage: Eukaryota; Viridiplantae; Streptophyta; Magnoliopsida; Fagales; Betulaceae
Source: RefSeq, a predicted model, not a curated record